GAGGACUGACUUGGGAUCUGAGAGGUUCCCUCUCCCCGACCGCAGGUAACCAGCGACUCCCUCUCGCUCCUCUGCCCGGCUCUGCUCCGCACCCGGGCUCCGCCGCCGGCCCCCAGGCCGCCAGAGCUUCCCGGCCGCGUUCGUGGCCCCGCCGCUCCAGCCCGACUCUGGCCCAGCCGCAUGGACACCCCCAGGCCGCCCUGGCAGCGGCUGCGGCCGGCUUGGGGCGUUCGGCGAGGGGACAGGUCAGGUGCGGGGUCGGCAUGGAGCCUCCUUCUUCGCAGGGAGCUCGCCGGGCCCGGUGUUAAAAGGACGUGAACAAAGUCUGCUCAGACUUCCUGCUGUGAACCAGCAGAACUUUUGAACAGGUUUCUCCACAUACAGAGAUUUAUUGUAAAAACACAGAAAAGAAUGGCAGCGGAAACGCAGACACUGAACUUUGGGCCUGAAUGGCUCCGAGCUCUGUCCAGCGGUGGGAGUGUUACAUCACCGCCUCUUUCUCCAGCAUUGCCGAAGUAUAAGUUGGCAGACUAUCGGUACGGCAGAGAAGAAAUGCUAGCACUUUUCCUUAAAGACAACAAGAUUCCUUCAGACCUUCUGGAUAAAGAAUUUCUCCCUAUCCUGCAGGAGGAGCCCCUGCCACCGUUGGCUCUCGUACCCUUUACAGAGGAAGAACAGAGGAACUUUUCCAUGUCUGUAAAUAGUGCUGCUGUCCUGCGAUUGACAGGCCGAGGAGGAGGAGGAGCAGUGGUGGGGGCUCCUAGAGGGCGGAGUUCUUCAAGAGGGCGAGGCAGAGGCAGAGGUGAAUGUGGUUUCUACCAAAGAAGCUUUGAUGAGGUGGAGGGCGUGUUUGGUCGAGGAGGUGGCAGGGAAAUGCAUAGAUCGCAGAGCUGGGAGGAAAGGGGUGACAGACGUUUUGAAAAGCCAGGACGAAAAGAUGUAGGGAGACCAAAUUUUGAGGAAGGUGGACCGACAUCAGUGGGGAGAAAGCAUGAAUUUAUACGAUCAGAAAGUGAAAAUUGGCGUAUCUUUAGAGAGGAACAAAAUGGAGAAGAUGAAGAUGGAGGUUGGCGACUGGCUGGAUCAAGAAGGGAUGGAGAGAGGUGGCGGCCACACAGUCCUGAUGGCCCUCGUUCUGCAGGCUGGCGGGAACACAUGGAACGACGGCGAAGGUUCGAAUUUGAGUUUCGAGACCGAGACGAUGACCGGGGCUAUCGGAGGGUACGCUCUGGCAGUGGGAGCAUAGACGAUGACAGGGACAGCUUGCCUGAGUGGUGCUUAGAGGAUGCUGAUGAAGAAAUGGGCACAUUUGACUCAUCGGGAGCAUUCCUCUCUCUAAAGAAAGUGCAGAAGGAGCCUAUACCAGAGGAGCAGGAGAUGGACUUCAGGCCUGUGGAGGAGGGGGAGGAGUGCUCUGACUCUGAGGGGAGCCAUAAGGAAGAAGCCAAAGAACAGGAUCAGAUGAAUAAGAAAGAGAGCGAGAAAACAGAUGGAGUAGGAGUUGAAGCGAGUGAGGAAACAUCCCAAACCUCUUCCUUGUCUGCUAGACCAGGUACUCCUUCAGACCAUCAGCCUCAGGAAGUUCCACAGUUUGAGAGGAAAGAGGAACCCAAAACUGAGCAAACAGAAAAAGCUGAAGAGGAGAGUCGAAUGGAAAAUAGUCUGCCAACCAAAGUGCCUAGCAGAGGAGAUGAAAUGGUUCCUGAUGUCCAACAGCCCCUGUCACAGAUUCCCUCAGAUACUGCCUCUCCUCUUCUCGUACUUCCACCUCCUGUUCCCAGUCCAAGUCCUGCCCUCCGGCCAGUUGAAACGCUGGUCAUGGCUGCUCCUGGUAUGGGCAGUGUCUCCACAGAGCCAGAUGAUGAAGAGGGUCUCAAACAUUUGGAGCAGCAAGCUGAGAAGAUGGUGGCUUAUCUCCAAGACAGUGCACUAGAUGAUGAGAGACUAGCAUCAAAACUGCAAGAGCACAGAGCCAAAGGAGUUUCAAUCCCCUUGAUACAUGAAGCAAUGCAGAAGUGGUAUUACAAAGAUCCCCAGGGAGAAAUUCAGGGUCCCUUCAAUAAUCAGGAGAUGGCGGAAUGGUUUCAGGCGGGCUAUUUUACUAUGUCUUUAUUGGUGAAGAGAGCAUGUGAUGAGAGCUUCCAGCCUCUUGGUGAUAUCAUGAAAAUGUGGGGAAGGGUUCCCUUCUCUCCCGGCCCAGCUCCCCCUCCCCAUAUGGGAGAGUUGGACCAGGAGCGACUGACUAGGCAGCAGGAACUCACAGCCUUGUACCAGAUGCAGCACCUCCAGUAUCAGCAGUUCUUAAUACAACAGCAAUACGCACAGGUUUUGGCUCAACAACAGAAAGCAGCCCUGUCUUCCCAGCAGCAGCAACAGUUGGCACUUCUUCUCCAGCAGUUCCAGGCUCUGAAGAUGAGGAUGUCAGAUCAGAACGUCAUUCCCUCAGUAACGAGGUCUGUGUCAGUACCAGACACUGGCUCCAUCUGGGAGCUUCAGCCAACAGCCGCACAGCCUACAGUUUGGGAAGGUGGUAGUGUAUGGGAUCUUCCCCUGGAUACCACGACUCCAGGACCUGCCCUUGAACAGCUUCAGCAGAUGGAGAAGGCCAAAGCUGCAAAGCUAGAGCAGGAGAGAAGAGAGGCAGAAAUGAGGGCAAAACGGGAAGAGGAAGAGCGAAAGAGGCAAGAGGAACUUCGGAGACAACAGGAGGAAAUUCUUCGGAGACAACAGGAGGAGGAAAGGAAAAGGCGGGAGGAAGAAGAGCUUGCCAGAAGGAAACAGGAAGAGGCUCUGCGGCGCCAGAGGGAGCAGGAAAUUGCACUGAGGCGACAGCGAGAAGAGGAGGAGCGACAGCAGCAGGAGGAAGCUCUUAGAAGGCUAGAGGAGAGGAGAAGAGAAGAGGAAGAAAGGCGGAAGCAAGAAGAAUUGUUACGCAAGCAGGAAGAGGAGGCUGCAAAAUGGGCCCGGGAAGAAGAAGAAGCUCAGCGUCGAUUAGAGGAAAGCCGGCUGCGAAUGGAAGAAGAGGCAGCCAGACUCCGGCAUGAGGAGGAGGAACGGAAGAGGAAAGAGCUGGAGCUCCAGCGGCAGAAGGAGUUGAUGCGGCAGAGGCAGCAGCAGCAGGAGGCUCUCCGCAGGUUGCAGCAGCAGCAGCAACAACAGCAGUUGGCACAGAUGAAGCUCCCCUCCUCCUCCACGUGGGGCCAGCAGUCCAGUACAACAGCAUGUCAGUCCCAGGCAACGCUGUCAUUGGCUGAAAUCCAAAAACUGGAAGAAGAACGAGAACGGCAGGUUCGAGAAGAGCAAAGGCGCCAGCAGAGGGAAUUGAUGAAAGCUCUCCAGCAGCAGCAGCAGCAGCAGCAGCAGAAACUCUCAGGGUGGGGGAACGUCAGCAAACCUGCAGGUACCACGAAAUCCCUUCUGGAGAUACAACAGGAAGAGGCCAGGCAAAUGCAGAAGCAGCAGCAGCAGCAGCAGCAGCAGCAACCAAACAGAGCCCGGAAUAAUACGCAUUCCAACCUGCACACCAGCAUUGGGAAUUCUGUUUGGGGCUCUAUAAACACCGGUCCCCCUAACCAGUGGGCAUCGGACCUAGUCAGUAGUAUCUGGAGUAAUGCUGACACUAAAAACUCCAACAUGGGAUUCUGGGAUGAUGCAGUGAAAGAGGUGGGACCUAGGAAUUCAACAAAUAAAAAUAAAAAUGCCAGUCUCAGUAAAUCUGUAGGUGUGUCUAACCGGCAGAAUAAGAAAGUAGAAGAAGAAGAAAAGUUGCUGAAGCUCUUUCAGGGAGUAAAUAAAGCCCAAGAUGGAUUUACCCAGUGGUGUGAACAGAUGCUUCAUGCCCUUAAUACGGCAAAUAACUUGGAUGUUCCCACAUUUGUUUCUUUCUUGAAAGAAGUAGAAUCUCCUUAUGAAGUCCAUGAUUAUAUCAGGGCCUAUUUAGGAGAUACGUCUGAGGCCAAGGAAUUUGCCAAGCAGUUCCUCGAGCGCCGUGCCAAACAGAAAGCCAGCCAGCAGCGGCAGCAGCAGCAGCAGCAGCAGCAGGACUCUGUGUGGGGGAUGAACCACAGUACACUCCAUUCAGUAUUUCAGACCAAUCAGAGUAACAAUCAACAAUCCAAUUUUGAGGCUGUACAAAGUGGCAAGAAGAAGAAAAAGCAGAAGAUGGUCCGAGCUGAUCCCAGUUUAUUAGGGUUUUCAGUCAACGCAUCAUCGGAGCGACUCAAUAUGGGUGAAAUCGAGACUUUGGAUGACUACUGAUCACUUGCCAAUGGACUGGCCUUCCCUCUCCUUUGCUGACCAUGGACUCCACCACAACACUUACUCACCAUUUACUCUUGUCACUCUGCAACAAGUCACAGAACCCAUCAUCUCAGGCUUUGUCUUCUAGCCCUUUUUGUCCAAGAUUCUUUAAGCAGUUUUUGUGGGUGAGCAUCAAGACUGUAGAUAAGUGGACCGGACUCUGUCUUGGGGGUAGUAGUUGGGAGCCCUCCCCAACAAGGCUGAUUUUGGGCAGCAAGUGUUUACUGUGCUGUGGUUUCAUCUAAUGUCUCCCAGAAAGUGUGUUGGGAUCUGUAGCAUGCCUUCUCUUGUCACCCCCCCCCCACCUUUUUCUUCUUCUUCUUCCUUUGUUUUUGUUUUUUUUUCCUUCCCCGUAGGGAUAAGGGGUUAACUGGUGCAAUCAUAAAGAGAGUUAAUGGUUAACAGACAUUGUUCAGCAACCAGCAGCCCAUGGACUGUGACUUGAGUGUCUGACAGAGGCAGUCAGAGAGUGCACUUGGUCUGAGAGUUGCAUUGCCACAGCUAACUUUGGGAAUGUAUCAAGGAGGCCCCGAGUGGGGUGGGAUUUAGCUUGGAUUGAUUUGAUGUUGCACCCCCCUUGCCUGUUCUUUCUGGGCAUUCUGGAGAAAGGAUUCAUGGUUUUCUUAUUAGAUAGUGACUUGCAAGCAAGCUGACUUCUCCCCUGGCAUUCUCCUACCUGAUUGGACAAAGGAAACUCUAUGGCCUGGGAGAGGGACUUAAUAAUUUUUCUUUCUUACAAAAACUGAUGUUUCCCAUAAAUAUUUUUACUUCAGAGGACUAGGACCAGUUUGUUUUGGGCCCUUCUGCUGAAAAUUUGUCUCGUUUAAGAGGCAACUAGGAUCUUUAUCAUAUGUAUGAAUUUGUAUAAUUUCAUUUUGGAUAGGGACAAACUUUUGCUUCCGAUAAAAGCCCAGAAUUUCAUCUGGUUCUUCAGAGCGUUGUGUGUGUGUGUCUUGCUGUGGCCCUGAAAAGGUUUUGUUUAAAGAUUCUGGAAUGGCAGGCUACUUGCCUUUUCUGAAAAGAGAACAUACAGAACCUGACCAUCUUUAAGACCUUCAUCCGUGGAGACCACUAAACAGGAGGAUGCAGUAGGUUGGAGGGGAACAGGAGAUAACGGGAGAAAGGAGCCUGGUCUGGCUUCUCAUCUGACUUCCCAACGCCCCUUCAGAUAUAAAUGUAUUUUAGCCCUAUUUAUAAACAAAUACUUUUCCUGCCUCCACCAACCCCUCUCCCCCACCUAAACAUUACCCAAAAUCACCCGUCGCACUUGAGUUCUGGAGCCGCAGGGCUGCCUUUCCACAUGGAAGGAGCACCGUGCUGUGGGGACUCCUGGGUGAAGCACCUUUUCUUUCUGUCAUCGUCGCCUGAUGGAGGCUGGAGUUGCUCUGAGAGCAGUUUGGUUUUGGAUGAUUAUAUUUGGUUUUUAUUUUUAUUAUUUUGGAUCACCAUUCUCCCUAUCCCUUCUUGCCUCCUUCCCUCCUAAAUAUGUAAAAUAACUAUACAAAGACUGCUACAAACUUGUAUAUAGUUUUUGGAUCAAAUAGCAUGAGGAGACGGGAACCAUCAAAAUUGGGGCUCCUGCUCUCCUUUGCUUUGUAUAUUCAAAAGUGGGGGUUGGGGAAGAGGGAUAGUUAAAAUGUUUACAAAACUUUAAGCUCCCUCGGAACUUUUGCCAGUGUGGAGGAAAAUAAAAAAGAACUUAAAUAAAA
Choloepus didactylus (southern two-toed sloth) is the source of this 6008-nucleotide messenger RNA. RefSeq names its product GRB10 interacting GYF protein 2 (gene GIGYF2). Gene Ontology annotation, molecular function: protein binding. The transcript is spliced from 29 exons. The record is from RefSeq and is a predicted model, not a curated record. Gene Ontology annotation, biological process: insulin-like growth factor receptor signaling pathway. Lineage: Eukaryota; Metazoa; Chordata; Mammalia; Pilosa; Megalonychidae. Gene Ontology annotation, cellular component: proximal dendrite; perikaryon; vesicle. Bases 412 to 4257 code for a protein of 1281 amino acids.